AUGUCUGCCAGAUUUACCGCUCCAGGAGCUGGUGCGCCAGCCAAGAAGCCUUCUAGAUUCGAACAGUUCAAGCAAACACCCGCGUUCCCCGUUUUGGUGAACCUAGGUUUGUUUGUCGCUGGUGUUGCGUUCAUUCAAUCGCCAUUGAUGGACAUGAUGGCCCCUCAGUUGUAA
Molecule: messenger RNA, 174 nt
Organism: Lachancea thermotolerans CBS 6340
Lineage: Eukaryota; Fungi; Ascomycota; Saccharomycetes; Saccharomycetales; Saccharomycetaceae
Gene: TOM6
Product: Tom6p
Exons: 1
Coding region: 1-174 (57 amino acids)
Biological process (GO): protein import into mitochondrial matrix
Cellular component (GO): mitochondrial outer membrane translocase complex
Source: RefSeq, a predicted model, not a curated record